Molecule: messenger RNA, 2218 nt
Organism: Xenia sp. Carnegie-2017
Lineage: Eukaryota; Metazoa; Cnidaria; Anthozoa; Malacalcyonacea; Xeniidae
Product: solute carrier family 22 member 15-like
Exons: 11
Coding region: 419-1978 (519 amino acids)
Biological process (GO): transmembrane transport
Cellular component (GO): membrane
Molecular function (GO): transmembrane transporter activity
Source: RefSeq, a predicted model, not a curated record
AAGUAUCAUAUUACGAAGGAUACUAAAACGAACUGAAAAACUUUCUAAGCGUCUCUUGACUUAGUGACCCUGACAUAUAAAAAAGCCUUUUCUUUAUAGCACGUUUGUUACUUGCCAUUUAAUCGGGAUAUACGCUUGUGGAGUUGUUGCUGUCAUAUAUCAACAAAGAGCUCUGGUUAAACUCUGCAUUAUCCACUUCUUGCAGAUGCGGUUGUAUCACAGGUGUCCUUCACUCAUAUUAGCUUGAACUUUACCAUUAAAAAUGUCUGUUAUACGUCAUUCUUCAGUACACUGUAAAUAUUGGUUUUGUUUACAUGCUGAAAGAUAUUUUAUUAACAAAUUCAUCUGCUAUGCAGAACAAUCUUUGUAGUAUUGUACAUUUUCAAGCAAAGGAAUUCUUGGUAAAUAGCAAGGUGAAAUGAAGAAAGAGCUCACAAUCGACCAGGUGCUAGACAAAAUCGGCGAGUUUGACAAGUUUCAAUGGCUGAUGCUUGCAAUUUUUGGUUACGCUGAGUUUGCCCUGGGUGGCUUUUCCAUAAUGAUUGUAACAUUUAUCACUGCAGAACCAAAUUGGCAAUGUGUGAAAGGAUAUAACAAUUCAAUCUGUAAUUUUAACGAAUCUAUUGGCUUGACCAGUAAGCAUUAUAAAGACAGAUGCGACAUGCCAAGAGAGGCAUGGACGUAUGUUGAAGGCUUUACAUCUACUGUGACAGAGUACGAUCUAGUUUGUGAUAAGUCCAUACUUCAGUCAGUCGCUCAAUCGUGUUACUGGAUUGGAAUGCUACUAGGUUUGCUGUUUGGUGGCUAUCUCUCUGAUAGAUUUGGUCGAAAAAAAAUAUUUAUAGCUGGAGUAAUUGCCAUAACGAUUGCUACAUGGAUCAUGAUUUUCCCAAAGUCGUUUAUUGUCUUUAUUGUAUGUCGCAUUAUCAUUGGUGUUGGCUUAGGUUUUCGAAAUGCAACAAGUUUCGUUCUUCUCACUGAAUUUACCACACAGAAACAUCGUGCGAAGAUUGGAGCUGGUUCAUUUUUGUUCUGGGCAGCUGGAUUGUUGGUACUUCCGUUGAUUGGAUAUUUUGUUCCUGAAUGGAGAUAUUUUCUCUUGGUGACAGCCUGCUUUGCUGUACCUUGUUUGUUCAUGAGCUAUUUUAUCCUCGAAAGCGUCCGUUGGUUACAACUUCAAGGCAAAGAUGACAUUGCAAGGAAGGAAUUAGAAAAAGUUGCUCGCAUAAAUAGGAAAGAAAUGCCAAGAGAUACUAUUAAGGAGUUUAACGGGACUUUGGAAAGUGGAAAUUUUAAGCAUCUCUUUUACAGUUUAAGGGUUGCAAAAGUAACGUUGAUUAGCUGGAAUAUGUGGUUUGCUACAUCUUUAGUUUACUACGGAGUUUCGUAUGGUUCCGUGGAUCUUGGUGGAAACAGAUAUCUUAAUUUUGCAUUGUCAAGCAUUGUCGAGCUACCGUCUAAUGUCUUGUCCAUUAUCUCGGCUAACAGAUUUGGUCGGAAAAAAAAUGUAAUUGUUGGUCUUCUGCUUGCUUUUGUUGCUUCGAUAAUCUCUGUAUUAAUUCCAGGAAAUCGUUCAGAUGACGGUUAUACAGUUACAAGGAUCAUUAUGUCAGUUCUUGCAAAGUUUUUCAUAAACAUGUCAUUUUCUGGAAUUUAUAUUUGGAGUACAGAACUCUUUCCGACUUUCAUAAGAGGUAUGGGUGUAAGUACAUCAUCAGCUGCAGCAAGACUUGGUUCAUUUUCAGCAAGCUAUAUCGUUUGGCUGAUUCGUGUUCAUCCCAUGCUGCCAUAUGGUAUUAUGGGUAUGAUUUGUCUCCAAGCAGCUAUUACAGCAAUGUUUCUUCCCGAGACAAAAGGAAAACCAACAUUAGAAACGCUCGACGACAUGGUACAAAGCGCUUCAUCUACGCCUGUGAAGUUCAUUGUCACGGAUGAAUUAGUGAUUGCAAACAAAGCAACAGAUUGCAGCAUCGAAUAAAUUUACCGACAUGAUAAAUUUUAGUUUUAUUACUUGCAACAAAAGUAUUUGAUGAUUUAAGAUGAGUAUUAGUGCCAAUCCCCAUGAAUCAAAAACAAUAUUGCAUAAUCUAGUACUUUCUAACUCUUUUACCGAAACCACAGUAUAAAGAACAUACAGUAGGGACACUCCAUUGAAUUUUUUCGUGCCACGCAUAUCUUAAAACGCGUGUGAUUACCAUAUUAGCAGCCAGUAAAUUGC